This is a messenger RNA of Cynoglossus semilaevis (tongue sole), 1161 nucleotides long. It is a transcript of the gene tecrb, whose product is annotated as trans-2,3-enoyl-CoA reductase b. The transcript is spliced from 11 exons. The coding region runs from base 1 to 1050 and encodes 349 amino acids. NCBI's taxonomy places the organism in Eukaryota, Metazoa, Chordata, Actinopteri, Pleuronectiformes, Cynoglossidae. Gene Ontology annotation, biological process: very long-chain fatty acid biosynthetic process. Gene Ontology annotation, molecular function: oxidoreductase activity, acting on the CH-CH group of donors. The record is from RefSeq and is a predicted model, not a curated record.
AUGGAUGCCCUGGCACUAGAAGCCACCGGUGGUAAAAAGGCAGCCAAUGGGGCAGCAGCAGCUGCCCCCGUGCCAGCUCCUGUCCCUGUGAAACGCAAACCUGCUAAAAAAGCUAAAAAAGCUGUUGUUUUCUUUGAGGUGGAGAUACUGGAUGCCAAGACCAAGGACAAGCUCUGCUUCUUGGACAAGGUGGAGCCAAAUGCCACUAUUGGAGAGAUUAAAUCGAUGUUCCACAAAAGCCAUCCUCAGUGGUACCCAGCCAGACAGUCUAUUCGCCUUGACCCCAAGGGGAAGUCUUUGAAGGAUGAAGAUGUUCUCCAGCAUCUUCCUGUGGGUACCACAGCAACUUUGUACUUCAGAGACCUGGGAGCACAGAUCAGCUGGGUGACGGUCUUUCUAACAGAGUAUACUGGUCCUCUGGUCAUCUACCUGAUGUUCUACUUCAGGGUUCCUUUCAUUUACGCACCCAAAUAUGACUUUACCACCAGUAAACACUGGGUGGUACACCUUGCCUGUAUGUGUCUCUCUUUCCACUACGUGAAGAGACUCCUCGAGACUCUGUUUGUCCACCGCUUCUCCCAUGGAACAAUGCCGCUACGUAACAUCUUUAAGAACUGCACGUAUUAUUGGGGCUUUGCAGCAUGGAUGGCCUAUUACAUCAACCACCCUCUGUAUACACCACCCGUUUAUGGAGAGCAGCAGAUAAGAAUGGCCCUCAUCCUAUUUUUGUUCUGUCAGAUUGGCAACUUUUCCAUUCACAUUGCUCUGAGAAACCUCCGUCCUCCAGGCUCCAAGACCAGGAAGAUUCCUUACCCAACAAAGAAUCCCUUCACCUGGGUAUUUUUGCUUGUCUCCUGCCCCAACUACACUUACGAGCUGGGAUCCUGGCUUGGUUUCACUUUGAUGACACAGUGUCUGCCUGUGGCAUUCUUCACUCUGGUGGGUUUUAUCCAGAUGACUGUCUGGGCCAAGGGCAAGCAUCGCAGCUACCUGAAAGAGUUCCGUGACUACCCUCCUCUCCGCUCACCCAUACUGCCGUUUAUCCUGUAGAGGGCAUCUUGGGAACUUGCUCACCUACCCAACUCUACCAAAUUGUAGGAGCCAAGUACAUGACCAGAAAGCUACGUCCUCUUGUCUCCACCAGACAUUAAUAUUGUUCAC